UCUGUUAAUGACGAGCUUCCUCCAAAAAUCGCGACUCUGCUGAGCAGUUGCUCCGACGUAAUGGAUGCCCUGCAACACACUCGAGGCAGGAUGUUGGCUGGGGAACUGACGGUGACAUGUACGGAAGGAGAUGUUAUGGGAUGUGGAGAAGGUGAAACGAAGAAGGGAAGAGAGGAACCUGACAGACCAAUCGGAGUGUGUUCGGGGAAUGGGGCCACUCUUGGGAAGGAUGCGCCGGCGCCACAUGUCCUGUUUGCGUGCAGUGAUGUUGCCGCACUGAAAUCUCACCACGUGCGUCACAACUUCCCCUGCGUGCUUGCCAGCAAAGCACCUUCGGCUAGAGAAGAGGUCGAAAGACAAAGCAUUUGCAUCAUGUCGAUGUCGGUAGCACAGGUGGCGAAGGCUCUCGCAGAGGUGAUGAAGUAUGUAGAGGAGCGAUUCCACUACAACGGCCGUGGCGAGUUAUCUUUGGUGCAGGAGAGGGUGCCGCGGUACUUUGCUGUUACCGUGGAUAUGAGAUCCGCGAUCAUGGCCAACGGCAGUGGUUGCGUACAGGCACGAACACUCUUGGAACGAUUGAGAGAGUCACCUGAUAUUCGUGUGGACAGUGACGCGGAAGACAGCCCAUACAGUCUAAAAGGAGUGGUGCAGUGGAUGUGCAGUGAAGGCAUGCGCAACGAAGGACUUGUCGACAUGUCAAUGCAGCAGAGAGGGGGGACCUAUACACCUGUGGCUUUCAGAAAGUUCAUGGUGAGUGUGGCGAAGGGAUGGGACAUGCUUGUUGAAGGGACGAAGGACGAGUUGAAGAGGGGUGCUGCAGAAAUACUAGUGCUGUCCAGAAUCAAGGACAUGACACAAACACCGCCCCAGGACUUUCAAGAGCUUCCCAUUAUUAUUGCAGACGGUGUGAAAUACGUUCUGCUUGACCAGCUAUGUGAUCUCAUGGGGAGGUCAGAGGACGACAGGAACGUCAUUCAUGAGAUGUUGCACGAAGUCACAGAGUAUGCCGUGCAGGGUCGAGAUGUCAUUGAGUUUGAGCCCGCGUCAGCAGGAGAGGAGAUCAUUAGUGGCAGACCAUUGUGGGGGGGUUUGUUGGGUUGUGCUCUGGAGCGGCUUGGUCUUGCAACCUGCGAUGUCGAGAGACAGAGAGAAAGGGAAGAGGGUUGGAGGAUGAUUGCCAGCGAAACAAGGUUACCGGUCAUUGAAGAAACCGGGGAGACAUCAGCAGAGGACGAGCACACAGACGAUGCACAGCACAAAGUCGAUGCAGAGGAGGAGGAUAAGGAAGAGUGCGAGGGGUCUGACGUGGAUGUGAGCGGCAGCGACGUCAGCAGCGACGAAGCAGACAACGACAAUGACGUGUACUACGAUCUCAAGACAGCGGGCGGACAAGUAACCAAAGGUUGGGCACAUGCAAUCCUGAGGUUGGCACGAGUAUUUCCCGAUCCGCACAACGUGCUGCGUGUGGUGUUCAAUGGGGCGACACCUGAUGGUGCCAUGCAGUAUGCUGCAGUAACCACCAUAAUGCGAUCCUGCAAGAAGGGGAAAAAAUGGUCACGUAUCGGCAAGGCAUGGUUUGUUCUGGUGAACAGAGAGGCUGUGCUAGCAACAUCGCUGACACGGGGACUGAACCUGAGUUGCCUCCUGCAUGGCGCAGUGGCCACAGCUUGGGGAGAGACAUUGCACCCCGGCUUGUCGACAGGGGACGCAGUAGAAAUGGACAGCGGUCCACUGGUGUGCGACUGCGGCAGACCUUUCAUGUCCUUACGGACUUUAAACUCGCAUCGUGCGAGGGCAUGCCCGGCCGUGGUGGAAGAGGGGGCGCAAAGGCAGGAGAACAAUGCUGCCCACGACCCGGGGCCAUCCGACAUGGGCGCAGCGAAUCUCGCAGCUGAUGACAGCGACGACGCGGGGGCAAGGGACAACGCGAACGGGGCAGCGGGUGACAACGCAGAGUCGGAAGCGUAACCCAUCGAGCCUUUUGACAGCUCGCGCAGGCUAGCAGCGCUUAUUUUGUCCGCACGUGGCGGCGUCGGUCGCGUUGCAAAAAUGCGAGACGGUUCAUUCCCUUGAAGUGUCCCCGCCGUCGGACGACCACAGUGUGUCCGGUCCGCGCAGUGGGGCGCUAAGCUAUCACACGCAGUCAAUCAUUCGAGCGCACAAAGGUGUCGACGAGAAUGAAAAUCCACGAUAUGU
This is a messenger RNA of Chara braunii, 2196 nucleotides long. NCBI's taxonomy places the organism in Eukaryota, Viridiplantae, Streptophyta, Charophyceae, Charales, Characeae. The record is from the annotation of a GenBank genome assembly.